Chanos chanos (milkfish) is the source of this 2871-nucleotide messenger RNA. Its product is annotated as NLR family CARD domain-containing protein 3-like. NCBI's taxonomy places the organism in Eukaryota, Metazoa, Chordata, Actinopteri, Gonorynchiformes, Chanidae. Bases 1 to 2871 code for a protein of 956 amino acids. The transcript has 9 exons. Gene Ontology annotation, molecular function: protein binding. The record is from RefSeq and is a predicted model, not a curated record.
AUGUACAUCCGUUUCGAGAUACGACCACUCGGUCAGAAUGGAACUCGGAUCACUGAUCAGGAGAGGUCAGAUUCACCUGUACCCAGCUGUGUGUCCAUGAAGAGUUACAGGUCUAAAGGAGACCCACCUGACUUCAGAGAGGGAGAUCUCCCUGAUGAACAAAGUAUUGAUCAGGAGAGAUCAGACUCACCUGUACCCAGCUGUGUGUCCAUGAAGAGUAACAGGUCUAAAGGAGACCCACCUGACUUCAGAGAGGGAGAUCUCGCUAAUGAACAAAGAAUCCAAAAGGAGGAAACACAGUCAGAGAUUUCUGGUGUUUGGUCUGUCCAACGUCGUAUAAAAGAUCUGAUCUCCAUAUUUGAGACCGUUGAGAGUAAAAUCAUCACCUUUGUGAAGAAUGAGUUGAAAAGACUGAGGAAAAGUCUGACUGAGGAAAUGUCAGAAUGUUUUGAGGGUCUGAAGGAGGAUGAGACCAGUGCCAGAGAGGGAGUUCUGAAGAUCACACUGCACUUCCUGAGGAACAUGAACCACAAUGACCUCGCUGACACACUGGAGAAAAAUGAGCUGAUGGUAACUUGUCACCGUGAACUGAAGUCAGAUCUGAAGAGGAGGUAUCAGUGUGUAUUUGAGGGAAUAGCAAAACAAGGAAACCCCACACUCCUCAAUAAGAUCUACACAGAGCUCUACAUCACAGAGGGUGGAAGUGGAGAGGUCAAUAAUGAACAUGAGGUCAGACAGAUUGAGACAGCAUCCAGGAGACCAGCAACAUCAGAGACACCAAUACAAUGUAAUGACAUCUUUAAACCCUUACCAGGACAAGACAAACCCAUCAGAACUGUGCUGACAAAGGGAGUUGCUGGCAUUGGAAAAACCAUCUCUGUGCAGAAGUUCAUUCUGGACUGGGCUGAAGGAAAAGCUAAUCAGGAUAUCAAGUUCAUUUUUCCACUUCCUUUUCGGGAGCUGAAUUUGAAGGAAAGAGAAAACUGCAGUUUGGUGGAUAUUAUUCAUGAUUUUUUCCCAGCAACGAAGGAACUGAAAUUUACCGACAAUGACAAAUACAAAAUCAUGUUUAUCUUUGACGGUCUGGAUGAAUGUCGACUUCCUCUGGCCUUUCAGAACAAGAAAUGUUUGUGUGAUGUGACAGAAGCAACCUCAGUGGAUGUUGUACUGGCAAACCUGAUCAAGGGGAAUCUGUUUCCCUCUGCUCUCCUCUGGAUAACCUCUCGACCAGCAGCAGCCGGUCUCAUCCCACCCAGGUGUGUUGACCUGCUCACAGAGGUAAGAGGUUUUAAUGACCCUCAAAAGGAGGAAUACUUUAGGAAGAGAAUCAGUGAUCAGAAUCUGGCCAACAGAAUCAUCUCACACAUCAAGUCAUCAAGGAGCCUCUACAUCAUGUGUCACAUACCAGUCUUCUGUUGGAUUUCAGCCACUGUUCUAGAGAGAAUGUUGGGAGAGGCACAGAGUGGAGAGAUCCCAAAAACUCUGACUCAAAUGUACACACACUUCCUGAUCUUUCAGACCAAACAGAGGAAUGAAAAAUAUGAAGGACAUGAUGAGGUGCAACCAAAGUGGAGCAGAGAGAAUAUUCUGUCACUGGGAAAACUCGCGUUUGAACAGCUGAAAAAAGGGAAUUUGAUCUUCUAUGAAAGUGAUCUUAGAGAGUGUGGUAUUGAUGUGAGAGAAGCCUCAGUGUACUCAGGACUCUGCACCCAAAUCUUUAGAGAGGAGCUUGGACUGUACGUGGGAAAAGUCUUCUGCUUUGUGCACUUGAGCAUUCAGGAGUUUCUUGCUGCCUUAUAUGUGUUCCUAACAUUCAUCAACAGCAAUGUAAAUUUCUUAUCCACACAACAGCCAUCCAUUAUAAAAUCAUUCAAGAGAUGGGAAAUUUUCACACUACACAAAGUUGCAGUUGAUGAAGCCAUAGAAAGUGAGAAUGGACACCUGGACCUGUUCCUCCGCUUCCUUCUCGGUCUCUCAAUGGAGUCCAUUCAAAUCUUUUUACGAGGUCUGCUAACUGAGACAGGCAGAAAAUCACUAAGGACAGAGGAAACUGUGAAGUACAUUAAGGAGAAGAUCAGGAAGAAUCUCUCUCCAGAGAGAUACAUCAGUCUGUUCCACUGUCUGAAUGAACUCAAUGACCAUUCUCUAGUGGAGGAGAUCCAAAGCUACCUGAGCUCAGGAAAUCUCUCCAGAGCUGAACUCUCUCCUGCUCAGUGGUCAGCUCUAGUCUUUGUAUUACUGACAUCAGAGGAGGAGCUGGAUGUGUUUGACCUGAAGAAGUUCAUCAGAUCAGAGGAGUGUCUUCUGAGGCUGCUGCCAGUGGUUAAAGCCUCCAGAACAGCUCUGCUUAACAGCUGUAACCUAACAGAGAAAAGCUGUUCAGCUCUAGUCCCAGUUCUCAGCUCAGACUCCUCCAGUCUGAGAGAGCUGGACCUGAGUAACAAUAAUCUGCAGGAUUCAGGAGUGAAGGUGCUCUCUGCUGGACUGGAGAAUCCUCACUGUAAACUGGAGACACUGAGACUUUCAGACUGCAGUAUAACAGAGGAAAGCUGUGCUGCUCUGGCUUCAGCUCUGAGAUCAAACCCCUCACACCUGAGAGAGCUGGACCUCAGUGGGAAUGAUCAUGGAGACUCAGGAGUGGAGCUGCUCUCAGCUUUACUAGAGGAUCCACACUGUGAACUGCAGAAACUCAGUCUGUGUAACUGCAGUAUAACAGAGGAAGACUGUGCAAAUCUAGCUUCUGCUCUGAGAUCAAACCCCUCACACCUGAGAGAGCUGAAUCUGAGUGGGAAUAAACCAGGAGAAUCAGGAGUGAAGUGUCUCUCUGCUUUACUGAAGGUUCCACAGUGUAAACUGGAGAAACUGGAGUGA